This is a messenger RNA of Penaeus monodon (black tiger shrimp), 2303 nucleotides long. RefSeq lists its product as uncharacterized. The record is from RefSeq and is a predicted model, not a curated record. NCBI's taxonomy places the organism in Eukaryota, Metazoa, Arthropoda, Malacostraca, Decapoda, Penaeidae.
UCCUGCUCCACAACCAAAACUACUGCAACCAACAUCUCCUCCGCUUCGUCCUACUCCUUCGUCCCCGCCUCCAGAUACACCGUCGCCUUCACAGCUCCACCAUCUCCUCCCUCACCCAAAAGGCGCCCCAACACAGCCGCCAAAAUGUGGAACAGCGUGACCGAGUGCUGUCUGAAGAUCGCCAACCACUUCUCUCGCAGGAAGAGUGUGUUGUACGUGUACGAAGGCAUAAGCGGCAGUGUGGGUGAGGCCAUGGCUGCCGCGCGCGACCGAGCCACGCGCUACAGUAGUGUGCAGCAGGACACUAUCCUCGGCUACCCUCACCAGGUCUCACUACCUGACGGGGAGGAGAGGCUACCCUCCAUGAAGCACCACCUUACUGGUUCAGAACAGGAGGCAGAAAUAACAAGGGAAUACAUCAAACCACCAGCCAACAAAACGUUAUUUGAUAUGGAGUGUGACGUAUCGCACAGAUCCUGUUCAGAAGGAUCCUUCCCUAUACAGAGUGAGUGGGGCGUGGGAUACGGCGGGUCGCACCACCACUCCCAACACCAGCAGCACCGGUACUCAGCCCCCAUGGAUCCCCGGGCAACGCAACACCCAGCGGUAUCUGUGCCAGGCUGGGGAUGCGGGGACGAGGGCAGGGGGUCGCCGAGGAGGAUGCGGAAACCGGGAGGACUAGGGCAGCGAGGCACACAGCUCCUAGCGAAUAUGGUGGCUCCGUUCACAUCGCCCAAAUACGCACCGCACCAGGAAGGAAGCCGACGAGGAGGCCGGCACCAAGGUAUGGGGACCAGUUCUCCAUCGCCAUCGCAUGACAUUAACAUCUCCAUGCCCUACUGCCCAGCGGCCACCACCUUGGCGGAUAUCACCAUGGUGUCGGUGCCGUGUGGACCAUCAGCUCGCACAGCUCAUAGUCCCAGUCACUCCUCGGUGCCAGGUGGCUCACAAGGAGUCCAUAUGAGUAGUAUGGGCCUCCCACACACCUCUGGACAGUCCUCACAGUCACGCUGCAGUCCAACUGCGGACCAUGACUUUCCGCCCUUAUAUACUGAGGUGAUAGAAAAUCCCACCUUAUAUACAAGUGUUAGUAGACCCUCAGAACCAAGGACAAACAGUGGGAAAAUAUGACCACCAAGUCUUUUACUUAGUCUUUCAAACAUACUUUAUAAUAUCACUUAAGAUGUACUUGUUGUAAUGAAAGUUGUUAUAUCCCCUGGGAUGUGAUAGUGUGACGCGUGAUACAGUGCUGAAGCCAGCAGGUGUCUUGGUGCUCAGUGGUGGUGGGCCGGUGCUCAGGCUCACUCCUGUGCAUUACCAACUGCCAGCGUGCAUGUGCACUCAGGUGUGUGAGGGUGGCCAGGUGCGGCCCUGCCAAAUGUAUGACCAAAUACAUGUCAGCAGGGCAUGAAGUGUGCAUUCGGAUUCACCAGUGGGACCGGUGCAUACACAAGGACCAGAGCAGUUGGGACCAGCCGCUGUAGUGGUGGAUGAAGGAGUCACCAGUGCCUGGGGUCCCAAGGACCAGUGCCAGGGUGGCUGGCAGCAGUGCAGAUCUGCCACACACUGUUUUGUACUGCUAACAGUCACCUGAUGGCUCACACAGUGUAUUGUAGAGUGCUGCAGCAUUUCCAGGGCCAAGUCCCAUAUGUGAUAGGCCUUCUCUCUGUAUCUGAGUGGACAAGUGAUGGAGUGUGGUGCGUGGCGAUGGCUGAGGGAAUGUGGCUGGGUGACCUGUAGCUUAGACACAGGCAGACCAGAGACUCAGGGAACAUUGCAAAACCUUUGUAUUGCUCUUCUCAUUUGAGAAACAAGUGAUGGCAUUGCUAAUGGAAGUAAAUAGUAUGUAAUUGGUUAAAUUUAAGUUCCCUGGGACUGGGCGGGGUGAGACUGGCUAUGGAGGUGUGGCAGAGUGGUGGCGGUGGCAAGAUUGUUGUUACUGCCACUUGUUCCUCACUAUCACGUGCUGUGCUGUCUAGUCUGGAGAGGUGGAUGGCCAUGGCAAGUGACACAUCCUGCCUCCUGAUCUACUACAAGGUUCACACUCACAUAUUCAUGUUAUUACUCCCACUCAGUGACACAUGCACACCUCCUGGCUUGACUAGCCCCUUGUGGAGUAGAGUCCCGUGGGCAACAUUAACUGUUAUUCCACUGCCAGGUAUAUAUUAGGUUUUGUAAGACUUGCCUGUAAUUCAUUGUUCUGCCCUGUUGGCAGGUUAUAUUCCUUCCACCCCAGCUGCAAAGCAGUCAUUGCGAGAAUGUAUCAGAGGUGUAUGGUGCCACAAUAAAUGAGAUUGUGUGAA